UCUACAUGACUCCCUCAACGCUCUCUUCGCCUUCGUCUCUAUAGACCAACGCGACCGGCACAGAUGAAGACAGUCCUCUCGGCGGCAUGUCUGCUUCCCUGCCAUCGCAAGCACGACAACAUGCCGGAGGGGCGUCGCACCACCCGGAGCUACAGUCCGUCUCGUCCGUUCCCCCGGUCCCCUCUAUACCCGCACACGAACCAGUAGUGAAUAGAGGUCGCGCACUCACCUCCUCCUCACGGAAUGCCUCUCCCAGAGCACGGACGCCCGUCGCGACGAGUUCAAAGGCUGGCCCAAGUCCUGACAGUGGCGGUAUCGAGCGCAAACCGUCCAUUUCCUAUGGCCACCACCGCAACACCUCCAUCGUGCAUGGCAUACAACACUCGCGCAAUACAAGCUUCGUGAAUUCACCAGCGACCAGUCCUCUGAGUCCGCAGAUGAUUGCUGCUGCUGGUGGAGGAUCUUUCAGCGCCUUUGACGGCCCGACUAUGGCCAUUGAUGAAGCAAGAGACCACCACAUGGUGACUGGUUCGAUAGUUGGACAGAAUGGAACAUCAAAACAUAUACACCAGGCGUCGCUACCGACUGCAGAACAUGCACCUACAAGUCACCGACGACCAGAAAGAAUGCUAAGUAGCAGGACUAAGCGCGAUGCGCAUAAUCGGUCGCAGUCCAGAUCGCAUCCUUCGCAGGAUCUAAAGACUGUGGGAGAAUAUGCCUUACAUCAUCUCUUCAACGCCUUCGUGGGACAGGCUGACCAAAAAAUCAAUCGUUGUGUUAGUGAGCCCAGCAAGCCCGAACCUCGAGUUGAACUUAUCUGUGGGCCUGGUGUGGAUCAGAACUUUGAUCAAUUGAUAUCUGCUCUUGGUCAUAUCGCACGACAGAAGCCAAAACCAUUAACAGAUACUUUGAUGUUCUGGCGCAAGGCCAAGGCUGAAGAAGUCAUUCAAGCCAAGAAUGAUUUGAACCGCAUGCCACGGUCACAUACUCCCGGGUUCAAUGGCCUAGCUCGACGCAAUACUGAGCCUGUCAACGGCAACCCCGACCCUACCAGUCCUACAAAUACCAUUGCACUGAUCUCUGAGCAAGCCACAGAACGCCAACUAGCUCUGAUACAAGCAGAGCGUAGGUCGACUGUCUCGAUAUACAUCCUCUGCAGAGUAUUGAUGGAGAUCAUUGGACAAACUACCUUAGAUGCCAUCACGCCUGACAUGGCGGGCCGGCUCGAGGACAUCAUAUUCGCACAAUUAGCUCAAGCAGAUCCGGAAUCGCUCGAAGAGUCUCCUUUACGACAUGCUAAUUGGGUGAUAUUCGGUCAGCUUCUAGGAGUCAUGGAUUCCAUUAAUGUUGGGAGUGUCUCACGACGAUACUUGGAAUCUUUGAAUUCGCCAAGUCUCUCCGUCAAAGGUACAGCACUCCUCAUUAAGGGUAUGAGGUAUCUUAGGCUUGACACGUCUUCCGAGAGUAAAUGGCAUAGAUCAUGCGACUUCAUGACUGCGCUGGGAAGAUUCUUCGCAGAUGCGCACGGGCAGCCUGUCAAGUACGCAUACUGCCAACUGUUCAAGGAGCUGCUUCUUCCGGUAGCCGCUCGCGCAAAGCUAGAGUUCAAUGAACCUAAAUGGCGAGCAUUCUUCGAGAUCUUGCGACCGCGAGUCUCUAAUCUGAUAUCGAAGCCCAAACAUUGGCAUGAAGCAUAUCCUUUACAAGCUGCCAUGCUUUGUACGGCACCUGCAGAUCUCUUCGCUUCACAGUGGCUCGCUGCUGCACUAUCGUGCCAAUCUCGCCUGAAAGAGCGUGCUUCGCGCGCAAUCUCGCUGAGAAGCAUUUGUCGUCUUGUCUGGACAUAUCUUUACCGUCUUGGCACGGAUUCCUCGAAUACGGCAGUGAAGAAGCUAGAUGAGAUCAUUCGCAUGGUCUUCGUGCCAGGGAAGCGGUCCUAUCUGUCCACGGAGCCCAUGAUUGCAGAGCCAAUCAUACAACUCAUCCGAUUCAUCGGAUUCCGGCACCAGGACUACUGCUUUCGGACUAUCAUCUUCCCUCUCAUGAAUGCAGAUCAGAUCUCAUCAGAAAAGUAUCUGCGCGUUGAAUCUUUAGAACCCGAAAGAAUGGUGAUAGGAAUCAGAGCUUUUCUUGCCAUCAUGGGUGAUCUGGAGAAAGGAGAACAACCCCCCUUUCCAACAUCCUUCGAUAGCGACCCUUACACUGGCUUUCCCGAAAUGCCCUCACUACCAAACAGCCCCAGGCCGCCAGUUGUAAUGCCUCCCAAAUCAUCGUUUGUGAAAGAGGAGCGACUCUCUAGACCUGUCAUAUUGACCGAGUUCGAUGAAAUCGCCAAAGAGUCAUAUGCUCGAUUUUGCAGGAUUCUAGGAGAUAUUGCAGUAAUGUGCGAUGUCACGUUUGGAGGUCAAGCUGUUUUAGACGAAAAGUUUGCAGUACCGACUCCAAAGACGCCUAUGGCAGAAGCGUUUAACUUUACGCGCCGCGAUGAAUAUCAAAACUCUCCUGACUUCCGCGCAGGGUUCUACGAUCUACUACAUGUAUCUGUCCAGGCUUUGCCGCGCUGCCUUCCGUCCCAAACUCAAUUCAGCGUUGUAUUGAACCUACUGUGCACCGGGACCGCUCAUGUCCGGAAAGACAUUGCACAAUCGUCAGCACAAUCACUUAAAGCGAUCGCUCGUCAAGCUCAUCCGCACCAUUUGUCGUACGCUCAGCUUGUGACACUUGGCUUCGCCAGAUUCAUCUUCAACUUCGAUGACAGGUAUUCGACCAUGUCCGACGGUGGCAUGCUUGGCCCUGCUCACAUUGAGAAUACCCUAAAGCUGUAUGUAGAGCUACUAGAGAUCUGGAUCGAAGACAUUCGUUCGAAAAAGAAAAAAGUCGCCAACGCAUCCGUCGACGAUUUUGUCGCUAGCAAACGUGGUGCUGGACUAGACCAGACAGCACUCAGUCAUCAUGCGGAUGAAGUGGAGUCACAUGGACUUUUCUUUCUCUGUUCGCCUGCGAGAAGAGUACGAUCAUACGCUAUCAAAGUAUUGAGACUUGUGACAGAGUUCGAUACGGCACUCAAUUUCAGCAACACUGCCAGGAUAAUCCUCCUCAUGGAAGGAAGUCCCGACAAAGUUCUCAAUGUCCACGAUGAGAAGUUGUCAUUGGCAGAGAGGAGUCGCUUACAGAGGGGCAUGAGAAAGAGCAACUCGCACAGCACCCUAAUCGAGCUUUGUACCAGCGAGACGACUUAUGAUUUCACUCUAUGGUUCAAAGUCUUCCCAAAUCUGGCCAAGAUGUGCUUCGAGCUAUCUCAAAUUACAGCUGCCCUGACGAGAGACAUUGUAUGUGGAAGACUGAUUCAGCUGCAGCGCACGAUUGCAACUCUAGCGGACGGCCAAAGAGCGAGUCCAUAUCCUGGCUUCGAGCCUGGGGCCAAUAGGAGCGUCAAUAGGCUGGCCAGUACCUCUCCGGAAUUGGUGAUCGAGCAAUGGAAAUUAUACCUCAUAUUUGCGUGCACGACCAUGAUGAGCAUCGGUGGCCCUCAGAACACUGUUGUUCUGGUGUCUCAGCAUACUAGGAAGAGUUCGAGAUCGUCCCAAAAGAGCUCCAACAAGGUUCAGACUGCAGAUGAACUGUUUGCUCGAGUGCUUCCGUUCUUAUCAGCCUCUAAUCCAUCUAUUCGAGAAGCUGCUGUCAUCGGCCUUGGCUCAAUAAACGUCCAGAUCUACCGCACUCUGCUCGAAUGUCUCGCUGGUCACGUUACAACUUGCAGUGAAGAGGCGAAAUUACGCUUGGCACCGCAUCAACGUACAAUGAGUAGCCCACGCCGAAGUCGACGAACGGAUCACCUUCGUACAGAAAUUACUCAUGUCUACAAACUUACAGCUCGGUUUCUAGAAGAGCCGAGCAUCCGCAACGACCCAGACAUCUUGGUCAAUCUCGUCACAUACGCGAAGGACCUACGACUAUUCCUUAAUGAUGCUGAAGUCCAGGCUGAGUGGGAAUUCCAGAAGCUACGGACUCACUAUUGUGGACUGAUGGAGGAGCUCUUUGAAGGCAUCAACAAGACUGCGGAUCCACUAUCUUGGAUGCCCUUUCAAGCUCGCAAAGCUGCGUUCUCCUUGAUGGAGGAUUGGUGUGGUUUCUCACCCAACCCAUCACAAGUACGACAGCGCGAGGACCAGAUGAGGCGUUCUGUACUUGAUCGAGACGACUUGACGAACAAGGGAAUUGCAACGGCGGCCAUGGAAAUCGAGAAGCGGAAUCUCCGCACUGCAGCCUUAAGUGCCAUGGCAGCGCUAUGUGGAGGUCCUCUCAGCAUCACGACUGACAGUAAAGUCACACUCACCUUCGACUUUGCGCGAAUACUUUCCUGGAUUGAGAUGAUAUUCAAUGAUGCAAGCGAUAGAACCAGAGCGACGGGACGGAAAGCUCUGAACAAUCUAAUCAUACAUAAUGCUGAUCAUCCCCGACUGGUGUCCCUGAUGAUAGACAAGUGCUACAUGGCUACUUCCUCGAAAGCACUGGAGAGCUACUUCGAGGUUGUAACCCAAGUCCUGUUUGAGAACGAUACUAUCUCGCUCCCGUUCUGGAAAGUCUUGAGUGCCGGUCUUCAUACUCUAGGCCACGAGAAUAAUCAUCUUCGUGCCAAGUCUUUACGCUUAUUGCGGAUAAUGGAGGAGCGGCACGGGAGGAACUCCAAGUUACAAGAACUCGACAUCAGCAUUUCCGACAAAACGAUCGCAGUGUACAAAGACGCUCAGUUCCAGGCAUCGAGGAGGCUUGCACUGACGCAUCCGGAUCUCGCAUUUCAUGUGUUUUCGGAAUUUUCCAGUCAUUUCAAUUCGCUAUUACCAGACCACCAGCGCAACAUGGUAGCCGCUAUGUUACCCUGGAUUCAGACUAUCGAGCUACAGUUAGACCCUAGUGGCGGUCCUGCUGUCGGCUCUUACAUGAUUUUAUCAAAUAUGUUUGAGAUCACUGUACGUUCUGGUAAUGCUCUCCACAACGAGAUCCAGGCAUUGUGGCAAGCGCUUGCGACCGGACCGCAUGCCGGCAACGUUCAACUCAUUCUCGACUUCUUCAUCUUUCUGUGCCUUGAAAAGAGAGAGCAGAACUUUGUAGACUAUGCAAGGCAAAUCGUGGUCUAUCUUUCCAGCACGCCGGCAGGCUCGAAGGUCGUAGAAUUUCUGCUGCUCCAAAUAAACCCCAGAGCUAUGCUAUUCGAGAAGAAAGAAGCAAUGCCCCCGCCGUUUGAGAUCACUCCGUUACCUUAUAUGGCCGAUCUUUCAGCUGUACUACCGAGUAGCAGCAAGCAGUACAAUUUCACUCUCGGUAUGUUGUGCCUCAUUCUGCUGGUAGAUCUUGUAGUUCCACCUGUUCAGAUUGCUCGGGAGCACAUACCGCUUCUCCUGGAGGUAAUCAUCAUUCUUUGGGACUACCAUAUCCCACUCGUUCAAGAUCAAGCCCGCGAGAUGUUGAUUCACCUCAUUCACGAACAGGUGCUUUCAAAGAUCGAAGAUGGUGACGAGUAUGUCGAUAAAAGGCCUAUUGAAGACUUCAUUGAAGCAAUCCGCAGAAGCGACGCCAGUCUGAUAUGGGCUUACGAAGCGAAUAACGGGAAAAGUGAAGAAGACAAUGCUCAUGAUCGGAUACCCGAAGGCAUGAAUUAUGUCACGAAUGAAGUAGUCAGGGUCUUCGAUAUCAAGUACCCAGGCAUCCAAGAAGAAUGGGGUAAAGUCACUCUGAACUGGGCGACUUCCUGUCAUGUUCGUCACCUGGCCUGCCGAUCCAUACAGGCUUUCCGCUCAAUUCUCAGCUUCCUUGAUCAGGGAAUGCUUGCCGAUAUAUUCGCCCGCUUAUCAAACACAAUCUCUGACGAUGCCAACGAGCUCCAAAUCUUCACGAUGGAGAUCCUUAUCACCAUACGAAAAAUAAUAGAAUAUUUGCAGAAGGAUGAUUUGAUCCGCUAUCCACAGCUAUUUUGGACAGCCUGUGCAUGCCUCAAUACGGUCCACGAGAGCGAAUUCAUGGAAAGCAUGUUAAUGCUAGACAAGCUGCUUGACAAAAUGGAUCUCAGCGAUCCCGCUACUGUGCAAACUCUACUCGAUGCAAAGCCAGAGAAGUGGGAGGGGAUGUUUGAUGGGCUGUCCUCGCUGUUGUACAAAGGCGUAAGGUCCAGCGUCUGUCUCGAUCGGACAUUGAGACUUCUGCAACGUCUUGUUACCUUGCCGUCUAACGAACUUGUUGGGGACGAUAGUCGCCUUGCAUUUGUCAUCUUUGCAAAUCUUCCUCGAUUCCUUCAAGUUUUCGACGCAGGGGAAAUAUAUCACACAACCUCCCUCGUUGCCGAGCAGCUAGCCACAGUGGCCAAUACCCAGGGGCACUCGAACUUGUGCGCUAUACUUGAGCAUUUUGCCGCGCAGCGGUACCGCAACGAGCACGAUUUUCUAGCCCAAGCAGUCUCUGCUCUCAGCACAGCCUUCUUUCCCGAACUCGAGUUCCGUGUAUUGACUUUGCUCAUCAGCCUGCUGGCGUCCAAGCUAACUUGGGUCAAAAUCAACACAAUGCAGCUUCUCUGUAUGCUCAUACCGCACAUUGAUAUGCGUCGAGCUGAAAUUGUUUCGAAGGGCCCGGAUCUUAUUUCUCCGCUGCUGCGACUAUUGCAAACAGAAUACUGCCCCAACGCCUUGGAAGUCUUAGACCUCGUCAUGGAUAUUUCGGGUACGACGACACCACUCGAUAAAGCGCAUAUGAGAAUGAGUAUGGCUGGCUCGCAUACCACCAGAGAAUUCCGCAAAGAGUACGAGAAGACAGCCAGCUUAUAUGGAAUUCCAGAGGAAACCGGCUGGUCAAUACCAAUGCCUGCUGUUCGCUCGUUAGAGACACGCGCUAAUGUUUCAGCUGUAUGGGCGACUUGUGCACCGGCAGACAACUCAGAGGAAGCACAUGUUAUCACUCCGAAAAUCGAGUUCCGCAAUGAAGAAUCUCCUUUCAGCCCAGCUUUCGCUGCCGAGUCACGCACCGCAACAAUGACCUCCGAGCACCACCCCGACGAUGGCCACAUGGGUGAGCUAGUCCUCAAACUCGACAGUCUAGAUGACUUCUUCGGCGAUGACGAUGAUGACGGAGGUGAUCUCACGCCCAACAUUCCAGGCCACUCGCCUGUGACAACCUUCUCACAUAGCGCGCUUGACGUUCGCGAAAAUAUUUACGAUCAGCAGACUCUUCCCAUCCUUCACAAAUCCCUCGAGCGCAACGCAAGUGUUUCCUCCUUCCAAUCGGGCUUUGCUGACCAUCGCGGCCCACGCGAUCCCGCCAUCAUGACUCCCACUGCUUUUUCCUCCACCGCUGCCGCUCUGCAGGUUGGCCCGCCUGCUCCGCGCCCAGGUCUGCACUCGCGCUCCAUCACAUCACCCGCAAGCACGCUCCCACAACGUACACCUCCCGGUGGUGGUACAUUCCUUGAUGAAACAGAAGAGUUGUUCUCGGAUGAUGAGACGCUCGUCGCGCGGCCGGGCGGGCCUGACAAGCCGUUUUUCUUGGAGACUAUGAUCAGACCUAUGGCUGCUGGCGCAAGGUCAGGAUUCAACAGGGGUAUAAGGAGGUUGACAGGAGGUAACGCGGAAGCCAAGGAGAGAGAACGGAGUAAGGAGAUGGUGCGCAGGGAGGCUCAGGAGAUGAGUCCACAGGUGCCAAAGGUGCCGGAUUUCUAUCUAAAUCGGGAUCCAAAGAGUGCGGAAAUGUAGUUUGUAUAAUACCCUUUUCGUUAGAUCAUAUCUUAAAACGGAUUUUUUACAAGCAGUGUAAUGCAGUUGUGGAAAGGCAUGGAGAGAUGAAGUUCCUCGUUACACAUUUCCGUCCAUGGAGCACACAUGUGCGUUGCUAUAAUCGAACGACGAUGAAUUGGAAC
This is a messenger RNA of Pseudovirgaria hyperparasitica, 7900 nucleotides long. RefSeq lists its product as uncharacterized. Gene Ontology annotation, biological process: cell morphogenesis. Lineage: Eukaryota; Fungi; Ascomycota; Dothideomycetes; Acrospermales; Acrospermaceae. The record is from RefSeq and is a predicted model, not a curated record. Gene Ontology annotation, cellular component: cell cortex; site of polarized growth. The transcript has 3 exons. Bases 87 to 7736 code for a protein of 2549 amino acids.